AUGGAUGGCUAUUGGCUAUAUUUAUACAUUACAUUUUAUUUAAGAUAAUCUUCCUCUCGUUUGGAGUCCAAUAUCACAUCAUCUGCCUGAGCUUCUUUUCCUGCUUCUGGGGUUACCCGAUCCACCGUUGCGUCAGGUACCGCGCGCGUUUGCCUCCGAAUGGCCUAUAUGGCUUUAGAUUUCUGAUUUCGACCGCUGUCCUUCUAGCUCAAACAGAAGACAGCUUUUAACUCUUGAAUCCCCCUAAAUGCCCCAGUCUCCGCCGCCUGGGAUUGAUGGUUUCCUUCCAGAAAAUUAAAUUUCGCUAAUGGAUAGGAGUCCUGCGCUGUACAUCGUAGACCUUUAAAGCCCUGAUAAAGCCGGGGAAAAACUAAGCCUCGCAAUCAUAAAAUGCAAAAGAGAAUUUUCGGUCGAGACCAGAAAAUGACACAAUUUUAUGAUUAUGGCUAUAUUAUACAUUGAGAUAUUUCAAUUAUUCAAUGCCUCAUAUUUCUCCAUAUGCCCCUUCCAGUGUUACAGAAAAUUAUACUUCAAUUCAUUAUUUAGUGAUUAUUGUGAUACUCCCUCAGUUUUCAUCUGAAUUAAUUGCUAUGUCACUGAAUUAGCUGACUUAUUAUUGUAGACAUUGAUUUUAUUAUAGUGGGGCAUUCUAAAUUUCUUUAGCUUUUUGAUUUUGCUUCUGAAAUGUUGCACAAGACAUACUCUUUGAUUCAAAAUAGGAAAAAUCUUAUAGUCUUUCCAGAUUAAGAAAAAAAUAUGAUAUAUAAUGUAGCUUGACUGACCAAGAGCUCUAUUAAGUCAAUUUUCUCCUAGGUGAGGUUUUUUCUCAAUUGAAAAGAAGAUUUUCCUCAAGUCAAGCUCUACCAUCAAGUUAACAGAGAUUGGGUUUCUAGGAUAGAGAGGCUGGUGAGAUGGACCAGCAUGAGGUGUGUGACGAAGACUGGGUGUAUGAUGAGCAAGUCUCUUUAUGAUUCAAAUCAGCAGAGAGGUGAUCGUCUGAGGCAAGAUGUCUUCCUUUAAGGCCAAAAGUUAACUACAGUACUAAUAAUACGCUCCUACUUGUUAUCUGACAUUGCUGCUCUAAAUUUCACAAUUAACUCCCAUUUAUUAUGAUUUAAAAAAAUUAUACAGCAUUUCCUGAAUUUAUGACAGUCAUAAAAGAUGUAGCAUUCAACACCCAAGUCAUAUUAAACCUUGCAGUGAUUUUUGGCUGAAAAAAUUUUGUGGUAAUUUAUGACAAUGCAAGUACAGUGAUGUAUAAUUAUUUUGUUGCGCAACUUAAAAAAUUCAAUAUGAGGAUUGUAAAUCCUCCAAAAUUGCAACAAAUUGAUAUUUUAACUUAUUUAUAUUAUAAACAUCAUUUUUUAGGAACUGCAAUGAUAUAAGGAAAUAUAGAGACAAGGCUUAUACAUUAAAAAAUUAGAAUGAUAUAGAAAAGAAUACAUAUUAUACUAGAAAUGACUAUCCGAAAUGAAAAUAUUGGUUCGAGGGGUUAAUAAAGCUAAGAGCCAGACUUAAUGUAGGGUUUUUGACACCUCCUUAUUGAAUGUAUGUGGUUGAAAGCUUUUAUGAUGCUGGGAUGAGGAGAGGCGAUUGAAUCUUUUUAGCCAAUGCGAGACUUGCUUAUUCACUUACAUGGGAAACUGAUGAAGUUCAGCGUAAAAAGCUUAUUAAUUUAAUGUAUGGAGGAAUAGUUAUUUCCCAGGCUGAAUGGAUUGGGGAUUAUGGACAAAUGUUGAGGAAUGGCUUUAUAAAAGCUUAUAUCAAUGACACAGAUUUUCGCUGUUUAGCAUUUGAUUCUGCAAUGCUACUUCUGCAUGGGAUAGAAUUUACUAUACAAAAAGGUCAAAAUGUUUAACUCCCCCCCCCCCCCCUCCGUGAGCGAACAAAACCAUUAGAAAAAUCGCCAUUUUUUGACCAAAAACCCACCCUCCGUGAGUGAACAAAAAUUUUUUUAAUAGAAAAAAUUUUAAUGGAAAAAAAAAUUUUGAUAUAUAAGUGAUAAUUAGUAUAAUGAAAUCUAGAGCUAAUUCUGUUUAAUUUUAAACAAAUUGCGUUUUAAAACAUAAAUUUUGCAAAUUAAAUUAAUAUUUGCUUCCCAAUUUUUGCAAAUUAGGAUUUUUUUAAAUUUCGAAAAAAAUAUUUUUUAUAAAAUUUAUAUAUAAAUUGUUUUUAAAAAAAAAAAAUUAACCCCCCUCCGUGAGCGAACAAAAUUUUUUUGUUCGCUCACGGAGGGGGGGGGGGGGAGUAAGGAUUAUGAAGUAAUAAACACUAAUAUAAGAAAACAGAAAUUUACAGGGUGCUCUGGGACAAUAUCAAUUGAGCCAGGAGGUAAUCAGAGGAGUCUACCCACUAUUGGAAUUCAUAACCUAAAAUGGGAUGAGAGCUCUGGUAAAAUAUAUGAGGAUCUUGUGGGAGAGUACGAUUUCAGCAGUGCCCAAUUAAUCACUUUUUAUAAGGCUAUUGUAUGAUAUGAUAACACCACAAAUGUGCCGGUUGAUAUUAUAGAGUAUGAAAAUGGCUGCCCAUUUCCAACUAAAAUUAUUUUUCGGUCUGAUAAAGGCUCUGGAGUUUUAUAUGGAAUUUCUUCUGCAUUGAUCGUUAUUUCGAUAAUCGAGGCACUUUUUAUGUGGAAAAAGUUCUGAAGCUACCUAUGCAUUAAUAAAUUAACGAUACAAUCUUGGUGCAGUUUGAGGAUUAUACUUUGAUGGCAAUAA
Blepharisma stoltei is the source of this 2717-nucleotide messenger RNA. NCBI's taxonomy places the organism in Eukaryota, Ciliophora, Heterotrichea, Heterotrichida, Blepharismidae. The record is from the annotation of a GenBank genome assembly.